Molecule: messenger RNA, 1852 nt
Organism: Etheostoma spectabile (orangethroat darter)
Lineage: Eukaryota; Metazoa; Chordata; Actinopteri; Perciformes; Percidae
Gene: fundc1
Product: FUN14 domain containing 1
Exons: 5
Coding region: 45-503 (152 amino acids)
Biological process (GO): autophagy of mitochondrion
Cellular component (GO): mitochondrial outer membrane
Source: RefSeq, a predicted model, not a curated record
GUGCAGCAGGCAUCUGAGGACAGACCAGCCUAGCUCACUGCAAAAUGGCGAACCGCGACAAGGAGGAGAUUGUAGAUGAGAUUUACGACAAGGUCGUGGAUCUCACAGAAUAUGCCAAACGUCAGCGAUGGUGGAACCGCCUUUUCGGAAAGAACUCUGGCCCCUUAGCGGAGAAAUACUCCGUAGCAACACAGCUAGCCAUAGGGGGAGUGAGUGGAUGGUGUGCAGGAUAUCUCUUCCAGAAGGUUGGAAAAGUUGCUGCUACAUCUGUAGGUGGAGGUCUUCUGCUGUUGCAGAUUGCUAACAACAGUGGCUACAUCCAAGUGGACUGGAAGAGAGUAGAGAAGGAUGUCAACAAAGCUAAGAAGCAAUUAAAGAAGGGCACCAAUCAGGCAGGCCCAGAGAUAAACACAUUUUUUGAAAAGUCUCAAGUGUUUGUGAAGAAAAACAUCGUUGUCACAAGUGGUUUCAUCGGAGGAUUCCUGCUUGGCCUGGCGUCUUAGGGUCUGCCAAAUAUUUAAAAAAAAACCCAGUUAUUCCUUUUGAUGUUGUGAGAAAAAAGCUAUAGGGAAAACAUAAAUCAUUGCUGGAGGGCUUUCAAGCGUUUUGACAGCAAGCAACGUACUUCAGGCUAGCUUAUAGCUAUGUGCUUCUACGGUAGAAAUGGAAACGAGAGUAGAACGGACAUUCCCGUUCAAACAUAGCAGGAUGGUCCGGGCGUCGGCCGUUAUGUGUACAGUUGCGGAAAGUUACGGACUCACUAAGGUGAGGUUUUGCGACAGUCGAGCAGUGGUGGGUUAGAAAGCAUGGAGACUUUUGUCUAGUGUCCUUAAGAACAAUUGCCAUUUUUCUCAUGAACUAGUCAAAUGACACAAACGGCUCAAUGUCCAUUCUACUCUUAUUCUAUUUCUAUUGUUUCUACAUCCGCUCCACAUCGUUUUGUCUACUUUAUUCUGUAUAUGUUACAAGCACUGUUGAUUACAAUGUGGGACUUCUUGGAUAGACCAGAAAGACACUCUUAAAAUACUCCAGGCCAAACAUGCAAAAAAUAUGUUUGGCCAUCAGUAAAGUUUUUAUUUAUUUUUUACCAAACUGUCAUUGUACCACAAUCAAUGAAUGCGUCGUUAAUCGCUGCCUUGUCGCGCACAAUUAAGCCAAGCAUUUUAAAUUUGCCUCAAACGGUAGGCGGUGCCUACCAGCAGUGGAAUGUAACUAAGUACAUUUACUCCAGUACUCAAGUACAAAUGUUGAGGUACUUGUACUGUACUUGAGUCUUUUCUUUUCACGCCACUUUCUAUUUCUACUCCGCUACAUUUCAGAGAGAAAUAUUGUACUUUUUACUCCAAUACAUUCAUCUGACAGCUUUGUUACUUUUUCGAAUUAAGAUGUUUGCACACAAAACACAUGUUAUUUAUAACAUCUGAUGCUUUAUUAUAAAUGAAACUAGCCAACAACAUAACGGCCUACAAGUCCAGCAGAGAUAAUUAGACCAUUAAACACACAACUAUAUGGAUCCUUUACACUUUCUAAAAUAUGAAUACUUCAUUUAACAUUUUCAAUGCUGGACUUUUACUUGUAACAGAGUACUUUUACAGUGUGGUAGUACUGAAGUAAUGGAUCUGAAUACUUCUUCCACCGCUGGUGCCCACGCUGUUCCAUCAGUGCCACUGAUAUAUUCUUUCAUAUCACGUCAGUCAUCUUCAGGGUUAAAGUGCUGAUGGAUAUGAGAUUGGUAUGCCCCCCCCCAUCUCUAUUUUUUUAAAUCUAUUGUGUGUAGCAAUAAAUCAAUGCAAUGAAAGCUGUGGUCUGUCUACAGUGUGAGUUGGAUCAACAAAUAAAAGUAACAAAAUCA